GCGGCAGCAGCAGCAGCUCAUCAUGCCGUGCUGCGGUGUCCUCGGUCUGUGUCAGUAUGAGACCAACAAGCUGGUCCGGAUCCAGAGCGUCCGGCUCGGCUCUCUCAAGUGGAGUCUGAACGGAUUCAUUCUGCUGUUCAUCUGCAUCAUGCUGCUGUGGAACAGGAAGUACCAGGAGUUUGACCUGGUGGUGAGCUCUGUAACCACCAAGGUGAAGGGCGUAGCCCAGACCCGUCUGCCCGGGGUCGGGGAGGUGGUCUGGGAUGUGGUGGACUACAGCGGGCCCUCACAGGACAAAAACUCGUUCUUUGUGGUGACCAACAUCAUUGUCACAAAGAACCAGAAGCAGGGAAGAUGCCCAGAGGCUCCCCUGAAAGGCAGACUGUGUCGUACUGAUAAAGACUGUGAGAAAGGAGCCUGGGAUCAGCAGAGCCACGGGAUUCAGACAGGGUCAUGUGUAAAGUUUGACGUGUUGAGGAAAACCUGUGAGGUUUCUGCGUGGUGUCCAACCGAAACCAGGACGAACCCUCCAAGGCCUGCUCUGCUGGCAGCAGCUGAGAACUUCACAGUCCUCAUCAAAAACAACAUCAGAUUUCCCGCGUUCAGCUUCAUCCGACGGAACAUCCUCCCAGAGAUGAACGACGCCUACCUGCAGAGCUGCCAGAGAGGAAACGACUCGCUGUGUCCAAUCUUCAGGCUGGGAGACGUCGUUCGAGAGGCGGGAGAGAAGUUCUCUGAAAUGGCGGUGGAGGGGGGCGUCAUUGGCAUCCUAAUCAAAUGGGAUUGCAACCUGGACCCGCUAAUGCAGCGUUGCCUCCCCAAAUACUCCUUCAGACGGCUGGACGAGAAAGAGAGCAACAAGACGCUCUACCCCGGCCUCAACUUCAGGUACGCAAAGUACAACUUAGUGAAUGGAGUGGAGGAGCGAACGCUGUACAAAGCGUUCGGGAUCAGGUUUGAUGUCAUGGUGUUCGGACAGGCGGGAAGGUUCAGCUUCAUCCAGCUCAUCAUCUACAUCGGCUCGACGCUGUCGUACUACGCUCUGACGACCAUAUUGAUCGACUGGCUGAUUGGAACCAGCUGUUACUCUGCAGAGGUCGGACACAACUACUCAGAGAGGAAAGUGGAGUCAGUCCAAGACAAACAGAAGUGCAUCCUAUGCGUAUCCUACGUUGAUGAGAACAACGUUCGGCUGGUGAAGGGAUCAAAGAAGAGAAGUUUACAAGACGUCAAGCCGACGUCUGUUCAGCCACGCAAGGAGGACACCGGACAGCUGAGAGCCGUUCUGUCUCUGCUACAGCCGGGUGUCGGCCUGGAUGGUGACGCUCAGCCUCCCCUCGACCACAAACCCGACCCGGACCCCAAACCCCGUCGUCCAGCCUGGUGUAAGUGUGACUGCUGCGCUCCCUCGUCUGUCCCUCAGGAGGAGCUGUGCUGUCGGCAGAGCGGCGGCGCCUGCAUCACCUCGUCCCCUCUGUUCCAGCAGCUCGUGUUACGCCGCUCUCUGCUGGAGGCCAUCCUUCUUUAUCGGGACCCUCUGUCUUCACCCACUGAUGGAGGCCAAACCUCCGCCAUGCGUCACUGCGCCUACAGACAGUACAUCAGCUGGAGGAUUGGGGUCCCCCCUAACGACACCCACCCUGCCAUCCCCAGCUGCUGUGUGUGGAGAAUCAGGGAGGCGUACCCGAGCCCGGACGGUCAGUACAGCGGCUUCAGACCUGCCACGAUGGCGUCCAUGCAGGCCUGCGCUAACGGAGAGCUGUGAGGGGAGUGUUUCCACAUCACAGAGCAGGGACUCCCUGCUCACUGACCUACUAACAGUGGCCUUAUAUUACAGCUGACUUGCAAAGCAAAAAAAUGCAAUAAGUCACUAAACUAAAACCUCACUGAGUCAAUAAAUCAGCGCAUUUUCUAACAUCUGUCAAGAAACAUCUGUCUUUGACUUCUCAGUAAAAAUAUCUAUGAAGCACUUUUUCUCAGUGUCACUCCCUUUAAGGAGCUUUUUGAGGGCAGAAAUAGCAUUUUAACGGAUUUCCCUGCCAGGAAUGUGUUAACAUCCGUCAUAUCACAGAAAGGCAACAUUUAAAGGUAUAAAAUAAAAUCUUACUUCAAACUCCAAACAGGCCAUAGCAGCAAAUGUUAAUUCACUUUGUGUGUUAAAGACCUGAUUACAGUAACAUGGUGUUGGUCAUUUGUUUAAUCCUCAUGCCAACAGAACUGAAAAAUCAACAGUUUGUGGCUUUAGGGGGUGAAAAACUGCACAGGAUCAGAGUCAUCGGUGAAGUUGCCAGGUUCAGUACCGUCGAGCCUGUACAGAAACCAAAAUCUGUUCUCACCGACCGAGUCUGAACAGAAGUGCUGGGCGAAUGGAUAAGACGAGUCGUUCCAGCACGUAGCUUCUCCCCACGCCAUAAUUAGUUGUUGUACCUUGUUUUAAACAAGGUGUGAAUUAGUGAGCUUGAAAGGUGCUGUGGAUGUUAUUAAAGCAAGGCUAACUGUUUCCCUCAACUUUCAGUCUUUAUGCUAAGCUAGGCUAACCAUAUUCUGACUUUCAUGCUUAAAUAGUGCAACAAUUCAUUGCUUUUUGGCUUUCUUGCCAAGAGUUAGAUGAUCAUCUGUGUGCUAAUGUGAAGAUGUAGCCAGCAGACUGGAGGCAGCAGGAAACAGCUUCAUAUCUACCGUACAGACA
This is a messenger RNA of Chelmon rostratus (copperband butterflyfish), 2689 nucleotides long. It is a transcript of the gene p2rx7, whose product is annotated as purinergic receptor P2X, ligand-gated ion channel, 7. The record is from RefSeq and is a predicted model, not a curated record. Lineage: Eukaryota; Metazoa; Chordata; Actinopteri; Chaetodontiformes; Chaetodontidae. Gene Ontology annotation, molecular function: ATP binding; extracellularly ATP-gated monoatomic cation channel activity; purinergic nucleotide receptor activity. The coding region runs from base 23 to 1765 and encodes 580 amino acids. The transcript has 13 exons. Gene Ontology annotation, cellular component: nuclear inner membrane; plasma membrane. Gene Ontology annotation, biological process: response to ATP; monoatomic cation transmembrane transport.